UGUUAUCAGCAAAUUAGUAAUACGUACUUUUAGGGAAAAAAGAAAUUUUGCAUAAAACCAAAGUUAAGCCAAAAAUAUCAGGCGAACUCGUUUUUAGUUGAAGCUGGUAGAUAAAACACGUCGGUUCGCGCGAAAAUUGGAAACCAGUCUUGAAAAAUGCAUCGCUACGUUGUAUUUUGUGUAAUAGUGUGGUUGAAAUUAUUUGCGGUGCAGUCAUUUAAUUUAGCCCCUAAGCCAAAUUUGAUUAUACGCGAAACGGUAGAAGAUGAAAUCAAUAAAAUUAAUGCAAAUUACCAGUAUAGUUCAUAUUUCGGUUAUACGAUCGUACUCCGCGAAAAAAGUGUUAUCAUUGGUGCACCACGAGCGCGAACUGUUGAAGCUUAUCGUGAACCUAGAGAAACUGGUGGCAUUUACAAAUACGAAUUUGAUAACAAAACAUUAAAAAAAAUCGAUUUCCAAAAUGAAAUGCCCUCUCAGACCUUCGCUUCGUUGCAAUUGAACAGCACUCAGCAGUGGUUAGGUGGAGCCAUGGACGGUGGGAGCAGAGACGCAGAUCCCUUAAUUGCAUGCGCGCCACAAGCGAAAGCUUUAGACAGCUCGAGUCAUUUAUUCAUGCACGGCUUUUGCUAUUGGACCAACAAUACACUCGAUAAUGGUGUUCUAUUACAAAAUGGUGUGACAUGGAAAAUUAGUCCUUUUUCGGACAAAGGCCGAGAGAACAAACAGAUUACUGAUAAAAGGCCUGAUUUUAUGUUUGGUGAGCUUGGUUUUAGUGUGCACAUGACGCCGAAUAAUGAAGAGAUUAUAAUUGGUGCACCAGGCAUAUAUCGGUGGUCAGGAGCAACAAUACAUGUUGAUGUGCUAAAUCGAAGUCCUGACUCUUCGAAACAUGGUACCAUACCAUUUACGUACAAAGGAUAUGCAGUAGCAUCCGGCUUUUUCGAAAAAAAUAAUCAACAACUAUAUUACGUAGCUACAGUGCCCCGAGCUUAUCAACUAUUGGGGCAGGCACUAAUAUACACAAAAAAAUUUGGAGUUUAUAAACAAGUUUUAAACCUGGCAGGCGAACAGUAUGGUGAGCUUUUCGGCUAUGCCGUACUGGUAGAGGAUGUGAAUGGCGAUGGUUUAGAUGAUAUUCUCAUAGGUGCGCCAUAUCGCACGGUAAAUGGCAUUUUAGAAUCGGGUGCAGUUUAUAUGUAUAUAAAUCGAGGAGUGAAAGGUCAGUUAAAUUUCAAGCCCUUGAUCAUAGAGUCGCCUCUGCUCAAUCGAGGACGCUUUGGAACAACGCUCAGCAGCCUAGGUGAUGUAAAUGGAGAUGGUUAUAAGGACAUUGCCAUUGGUGCGCCGUUUGCCGACGGUGGUGGUGCUGUCGCUAUUUAUUUUGGCAGUUCAACCGGACUAGCUGACCAGCCAAGACAGAUUUUGAAUGUAAGCGACCAAUUCGCCGAUGGUAUGUUUGGACAUGGUCUCUCCAAAGGUGUGGACAUAGAUGCGAAUGGCUUCAAUGAUCUGGCUGUUGGUGCGCCAAAUGCAGAUACCGUCUUUAUUUAUCGCGCCUAUCCGGUGGUGAAAGUUAUUGCAACCAUACGACCUUUGCACGACCUAAUUCCCACAACUGCAACUAAUCUUCAAUAUGAAAUCUGCUACAGUAUUUUAACAAAUUCCACCAAAGAUCAGAAGCGAGACAUUUUAUUAGACUUGACUGUCGAUGCAAAAGAGAAGCGGGUAAAGAUUUUGAGUUUUAAAAAUAAUGAAACCUUUACAGCGAGCCGAUGGCCAAAAUGUACGACAUACAAUGAUACCCUCAAAUUCGAUUUUCGCUAUGAAUUUGUGCCGAUAGUUUUGAAACUUUCAUAUCGAUUAAAGUAUGAUGCGAAGGCGUGGAGUGGUGCAGAAUUUUGUAAGAAAUGCGCUAUAACUGAUCCUCUUUGGCCAAGUUCGACUGAGGCAAGUAUUCAAUAUUUGCAUAAUUCUGUCGAUUUGCAGCUUGGAAGCGUGAACGUACCUUCUAAAGUUAUACUGGGUGCAACACAAAUUCUACCCAUCAAAUAUGUUAUUACCAAUGUGGGACAGGAAGCCUACAAUACACUACUGACUGUUAAAUCGUCCAUAAAUGUGCCAUUUGCCAAAUUACCACCUGAAUGUGUUGGAGAAUUCGAUAUAGAAUGGAGAGUUGUGUGCAGCAUAGCUAAGCGACGAGCAUUUAUCGGCAGCGCGGAAGUAGAACUGAGUUUUGAUUUGAGUAAUGUUGUGAGUGUCACUGAAAUGGAUAUAACCGCAUUCGUGUCCAGCACUGGCGAAGAGAAAACACCUGAAAAUAAUCAUUUAUCGAAUGCAGUAAAACUGAUAACGACGACCGAUAUUUGGAUAGUCGAGACUUCCAGCAAUGAUAUCAUAGCCAUUGCGAAUGAGGAGCAAAAUAUUUCCAUUUCGACGAUUUUUGAGAUACAAAAUAACGGUCCAAGUCCGUUAAAUCUUUUCCAUUUAAUCACCGAAUUUCCCAUCGGAUAUAUUGACGAUAAAGGCGUUGAUCACUUUUUUGUCAGCAACAUCUCAGCCCAAUUGCGUAUAAAGAAUUUUGUAAAUCCUCCAUUAGUAUUUGAAAAAUCUCCGCCUCUAUCUGCGCCAACAUUGAAUUCCACCGAUAUUUUGAAUACAAAUCACUUGAACGAAAAUCGCACGAUACUCCUCAGUUGCCAAUCGACCGAAGAAUCGAAUGUGAAAAUGUUAUGUGCUUUGAAUGAUUUGUCUUUGUCCUGUGGACUACAGCCCGGACAAAAUAUAACGCUGGAAUUAAGCUAUGACGUCCAAUGGGGAAACGUUCAAGACCUGAUGGCGAACAAUGCAGAAUACUUGGCUCAUGUUGCUAUGGUGAAUUUAAAACCUAGUUCAGAAGUAAAUGGCCGAUUGAGUAUAAAGCGACACUUCAAAGGUGCAAUUUUUGUGAAGAUCAAUAAACAGAAAACAUGGUGGAUUUAUCUUCUGGCCAUAGUUGGCGGUUUGCUUUUGUUGGUUAUAACAACGUGGCUAUUGAAAAGACGGGGUUUCUUUAAACGUCUGACAAAAGAGCAAAUGGAGCAGAAUUUCAAAGAAAAGCAAGAAAAAGCUCGUAUGAAGGAGGAACUUGAUGAAUGUACUGCAGAAAUGGAAGAAGAUGUGUCACUUUACGACGAUGAUCAGUAAAAUUUUUCUAAGUUAAAUUUUGUAAAUCAAUUGCUGGGCCGAUUUUGUAUAGAGGGAAAUAAACGCUGUUUUAUCGUAUUGUAA
Rhagoletis pomonella (apple maggot) is the source of this 3267-nucleotide messenger RNA. RefSeq names its product integrin alpha-PS4-like. The transcript has 14 exons. Bases 157 to 3183 code for a protein of 1008 amino acids. The record is from RefSeq and is a predicted model, not a curated record. Gene Ontology annotation, cellular component: integrin complex; external side of plasma membrane. Gene Ontology annotation, biological process: cell adhesion mediated by integrin; cell-matrix adhesion; cell-cell adhesion. NCBI's taxonomy places the organism in Eukaryota, Metazoa, Arthropoda, Insecta, Diptera, Tephritidae. Gene Ontology annotation, molecular function: integrin binding.